Messenger RNA from Argiope bruennichi, 850 nucleotides. RefSeq names its product zinc finger matrin-type protein 2-like. Lineage: Eukaryota; Metazoa; Arthropoda; Arachnida; Araneae; Araneidae. Gene Ontology annotation, cellular component: spliceosomal complex; U4/U6 x U5 tri-snRNP complex. Gene Ontology annotation, molecular function: nucleic acid binding; zinc ion binding. The record is from RefSeq and is a predicted model, not a curated record. The transcript has 7 exons. The coding region runs from base 184 to 780 and encodes 198 amino acids. Gene Ontology annotation, biological process: mRNA splicing, via spliceosome.
UUCCUUUUGCGCAUGCGUGAUUUACAGAGAUCUUGUAAUUGGUUGAAUGUAAACAAUAAAAAAAACUUAUUUAAUAUUCUCUAUCUGUAGAGUACGAAAAAUUUACUAUCAAUAACGUUAAUUGUAAUUUUUACUUUCACAGUGUCAACUACAGAUUAUACUGUAAAAAGACAUAUUUUGAAAAUGGCAACCUCAAGUAGACCAGAUGAUUAUCGUAGAAAAUGGGACAGAGAAGAAUAUGAAAGAUUAGCCCAAGAAAAAUUAGAAGAUGAAGACAUUGAUGUAGAUUGGAAAUCUAGAGACAAACAGCCGCCUAUACGAAGAGAGUUCUUAAAACCCAGAGAUUAUCGUGUUGAUCUUGAAUCAAAAUUGGGCAAAACUACUGUAAUUACAAAAACCACUCCUCAAUCUCAAAGUGGAGGAUAUUAUUGCAAUGUAUGUGAUUGUGUUGUGAAAGAUUCCAUCAACUUUCUUGAUCAUAUCAAUGGAAAAAAGCAUCAAAGAAAUCUUGGAAUGUCUAUGAGAGUUGAAAGAUCUACUCUUGAUCAAGUGAAACAAAGAAUGGAAAUGAACAAAAGAAAACUCGAGGAGAAAAAAAAGGAAUAUGAUUUUGAACAGAGACUACAGGAAUUAAAAGAUGAGGAAGAAAAACUUAAAGAGUAUAGGAGAGAGAAAAGAAAAGAACGGAAAAGAAAAGCAGUUGAAUCUCUUGAUGACAAUAUCGAUCCAGACAUGGCCUCUAUUAUGGGAUUCUCAGGUUUCUGUUCAUCCAAGAAAUGAUAUUGUAAAUGUAUUUUCAAUAUCUCAUAUGUGCAUAUUAAGAAUAUUAAAUAAACACUUUUAACCAUUA